AUGUCGGAUCAGUACCACCCUGUCGAUGACGAGGACACGAUCAUGCACGACGCCAGCAUGCUUCCUGCCGACGAGUCUGAACUGGGGGUCAUGGAUUCUUCUUAUGAUCCUAUGGACAUCAGUCCCCUCCCAAUGAGAAAUCGAUCUCCUGUUGGCGCUCAGCCCAAGGGCACCGUCCCGGGUCACCUUACCAACCCCUCCGCUGUUGCCUCCGGAACUGGCCAGAACGACGCGGCGCCCGCCUUCCCCAAGUACAAUGGAAGGGGCUUUUUCCAGAAUCUCACCCGUUCUCCCGUCAUCCGUGUGACUCGACGAUUCUCGCCUAGGUCCCCAAUUCACAACCCAUACCUUACUACCAUCGAUCCUGCAAAAUCGGUCCUGCGACCCCUGCAUUUACAAAAUCAAACUCCUGUCAAAGAUCCCCUCGAGAGAAUGAAACGAAUGUUCCGCCCCCGUGACAAAGGGUUGGUGAUGGGCAAUUCGUCUGAACAACUCUCCGAGAAGAAGAUCGAACAGGUCCCCCAAAUCAAAAUCUCCGAACCAUCCACUGAGGACAAGCCUGCUGCACAGAGCUCCAAAGACGCGACUACCCUUCAUCUGAAUGUGAAGGAAACGUCUUGCAGCUUUCAGUUCCCGUUCAGAGUUCAUGAACCGGAAGCAUCCCGGAAGAGAUGCUACAACGAGGGCCCAGCCCACCCCUGCAACUACCAGGUUCCUGAAGUGGCCGGUCACAUCAACACCAAGUAUCGCCGCGUGAGCAUUAACGACUUUCCGGUCUCGGCCAUCAAGGCGAAUGACAAGCAAAAGUCCGCCACUCCCACCACUGCUCCCAAUGAGCCAGCUCCCCUCUCAGCUCGCAAUGAGUCUCCUCACUCUCCUCCCACCCAUGAUCAUCAUGCGGCCUCCGAUCGCAUAACCGAUGCGCACGCCCAAAACGGCCACAGAGCCUCUACUAUUACCACCCCUUACCACAUGCCCGGCGCGUGGCCCGAAUCAUUUCCUGUCUGCGAUGAUCCUCUCUAUGCUACAGUUGAGGACGCUAUGAUGACAGGUGCUAUUACUACUGUUCAAGACGAUAUUAUUAUGACUGAUGAAAACGAAAACCCCAAAACAAAAGUUAACAACAUGGCGAUCGAUUCCAUGGAAAUCGAUGAGCGUAACCAAGCAACCCAAAACAUGGACCUUGACCAGAAUGAAGCCCCUUUGCUGGAGCAAAAUGCGAACAUCUGGCAUGGCUACUGGCAGGCGGCUUACCAGGGAACCACGAAGGCAGUUGGCACUUUGCUCAACUUCGUCAGAGACACCUUUUCUUCCGCUCCCUCGUUUGGACCCGUUGUCGACCAGACCUUCAGCAUCUUUAGACGGCGCCGCCGUGCAUCUCCCGAACAUCGUCGCGCAUCUCGUGAAUCCUCCCCCUCCCAUCAGCACUCCCCGACACGAGCAAGCCUUCGUUCGCUGCCCGAAGAACAGCGCCACAAAAUCCGUUGCCACAAAUGGCGCAGCGACCGAGGGUUGGCAGGCCCAGUUGCGCUGCCUUUCCCUAAACUCCACAUUGAUUACCCCCAGUCUCCCGCGUCUAUCGAUUCAUCUUCAAACAACUAUCAGAAGAUGUCGGGGGCCAUGUCGCCCAAGCAAGCCAAGAACCCAAAAUUCACACACAAGCAGAAGGGGAAGCGCAUGCACCGUAACAGACAUGAACGUUCCAGCUCUAAACACGAUUCUCGAAACGCAAAGGGUAAAAGGUCCUCCAUGUACGGCGUCCACAAGCGAUCUGGAAGGGCCACCCCUCACAAGCAGCCUGCUGCAGCUAGCACUCAGCCAAGUCAGGCAUGGGUUCAGCCAAUGAGCCCCAAUGUUCAUCGUCGAGUGUUUUUCGCUCAUACCCCCCCAAGAAGAUACCCCGAGCUGGCCGAGAAGGAGCGGCAAUACGCUGCCUGGAGAAACGGUCUCGGCGAAAAGCGCAGAAAGGAGAAGGAACUCGAAGCUCAGAUUCAGGAGGCUGCGCGUGCUGCAGCUGCGGUCCGACAGGAGGCAACGGGCCCAGCAAACGAUAAGCGCACAUUGAACGAGAAAGAAGCCAUCAAGGAAAAACAGGAAAACCAAGAAAAACAGGAACAAAAGAAAGGUCGCAAAGUCCAUUUCGCCGAGUCGCCCAAGUUGCCCACUGAGAUUGCACCGCACCUUCGUUCUGGUGCAUUGCAAACCAAGCCAGAUGAAGCACAGAAGGAGAAUAUCGCCCCUACGACUGAAGAAACUGAGAAAGCUCCCGAAGUUAUCGUCGAGAAUGUCCCAGAAGUUGCCGUUGCCAAUGAAGCGCCCCCCGAUACCGCUUCCGAGUCCGAGACCGACGAGGAUCCGUGGCUUCGACUUGAGACCCCCUUUGGAAGACCCGUUUCUGCUGUGAGAUUGUUCUAUCCGGAUCCCCAGCCACUUCCUGCUGGUAGAACAGAAUCCAUCUACGCAUCAGAAUGGCGCGAAAUGGAAGAAGAAGAGAAGCGCAAACAGCGCCAGACACGUAUCCGCCCCGACGGCCCUGCCGUACGUCCACUCAGUGAGGUAUGGGAAGACAAAGUCUCCGAACUCAGGCGCUUGCCCCCCAGUCGGAAGGUUGCGACGACUCUUAACGGCGAUCCCUUGAGCCAAAAAGAUCUGGCGACUUGCUACACACCCAUGGCCUGGUUGAAUGAUGAGGUGAUCAAUUCUUACCUCGCCCUUAUCAUCGAGUACCUCCGCCGGACCCACAACAACGCGGGCCGGCACGACAAGCCGCGAUUCCACGCAUUCAACUCGUUCUUCUUUGCGAACAUGCGCGACAAAGGCUAUGAGAGCGUCCGUCGUUGGGCCUCCCGAGCCAAAAUCGGGGGCGAGUCUCUCCUGAACGUCGACACCGUCUUCGUCCCAGUCCAUCACAAUUCCCACUGGACAUUGAUCGUUGUGAAGCCGAUGGCCAAGACCAUCGAGCAUUUUGAUUCUUUGGGCCCGCCCUCUCGGAGCCACAUCGCCGUGAUCAAGUCAUGGCUCCGGGAGGAGUUGGGCCCAAAGUUUCGGGGGGACGAGUGGACGGCGUUGCCGUCCCAGUCCCCCCAACAAAACAACGGAAGCGACUGCGGCGCUUUCCUGCUUUCCACUGCCAAAGCAGUGGCCAUUGGGCUCGAGCCGAUGUCCUACGGCGCAACCGACGUGCCAUUGUUGCGCCGUAGGAUCGUGGCCGAGCUCAUGGCCGGUCGUCUAGAGGGGGAGUUUGACCCCGCCCAUGGUGGAGAGGUGCUGCUCUAA
Molecule: messenger RNA, 3276 nt
Organism: Aspergillus melleus
Lineage: Eukaryota; Fungi; Ascomycota; Eurotiomycetes; Eurotiales; Aspergillaceae
Product: SUMO protease ULP1
Exons: 1
Coding region: 1-3276 (1091 amino acids)
Biological process (GO): protein desumoylation
Cellular component (GO): nucleus
Molecular function (GO): deSUMOylase activity
Source: RefSeq, a predicted model, not a curated record